This is a messenger RNA of Salmo salar (Atlantic salmon), 2241 nucleotides long. RefSeq names its product RAB10, member RAS oncogene family (gene rab10). The record is from RefSeq and is marked provisional. Gene Ontology annotation, molecular function: GTPase activity; GTP binding. Lineage: Eukaryota; Metazoa; Chordata; Actinopteri; Salmoniformes; Salmonidae.
GCGACAGUCUGUUUCGGCUAAUCAUUGACAAAACAAAUAAUGUGAUAAGAUCGGUAAUUUGACCUCCACAUUUUUUUUAUAAUUGUUCUUGAUCGAGAGUCACAAAAUGUUUGGAAUGACGGGGUAUGCCGAUCAUUUAAUGAGCUCGGUGGUAGUUUGAAGAAAGAGUAAGUCGGGGGAGCCAUUUUGUCUCGGCCGGGUGAGAGAAAGAAAGUGGAAAAAGGGGAAUCACACGGGAGAAUAUAUUUGUUGUUUUUUUAUUUUUUAAAUUCAGAGAAACGGUUCUGUUUUGGAAAUAACAUUAGCUACUCGUCGGAUACUGUUGCGACACUCUACCCCUCCCUUGCGAUAUUUAGUUAACUAACAAACUAACUUGGACAUCUACAUAUCAACAUUACACGGAGAUAAUACAGCAGAUAUACGGGCUGGCUCUAGACCUGAGGUAGAUCUCUUCUCGUCUGUCUGGCGAACACAUCUUGCUUUCUCAAUGGCGAAGAAGACCUACGACCUGCUCUUCAAACUCCUCCUGAUCGGAGACUCUGGUGUGGGGAAGACAUGCGUGUUGUUCCGAUUCUCAGACGAUGCCUUCAACACCACCUUUAUCUCCACCAUAGGAAUAGACUUCAAGAUCAAAACUGUUGAACUCCAAGGAAAGAAGAUCAAACUACAGAUAUGGGACACAGCUGGCCAGGAGAGGUUUCAUACCAUCACCACUUCCUACUAUCGAGGCGCCAUGGGCAUCAUGCUGGUCUAUGACAUCACCAACGCCAAGAGCUUCGAGAACAUCAGCAAGUGGCUCCGCAACAUCGACGAGCACGCCAACGAGGACGUGGAGCGAAUGCUGCUAGGCAACAAGUGUGACAUGGAGGACAAGAGGGUGGUACCGAAAGCCAAGGGAGAGCAGAUUGCCAGGGAACAUGGUAUUAGGUUUUUUGAGACGAGUGCCAAGGCCAACGUCAGCAUUGAGAAGGCUUUCCUCACGCUAGCAGAAGACAUCCUCAGAAAGACGCCCGUCAAAGAGCCCAACAGUGAGAAUGUGGACAUCAGCGGUGGGAGUGGAGUCACAGGAUGGAAGAGCAAGUGCUGCAGUUAGAACGGCCCUCUUGUCCCUCCCUCUCACACACUGACCUCUAUAUCUCUAAUAGCAAACUCUCUAACACUCAUCCCCUCUCUGUUGUCAUAACACCUGCCUCUCUCUCUCUCUCUCUCUCUCUCUCUCUCUCUCUCUCUCUCUCUCUCUCUCUCUCUCUCUGCUCUCUCUCUCUCUCUCUCUCUCUCUCCUCCCCUGCUCUCUCUCUCUCUCUCUCUCUCUCUCUCUCCUCCCCUGCUCUCUCUCUCUCUCUCUCUCUCUCUCUCUCUCUCUCUCUCUCUCUCUCUCUCUCUCUCUCUCUCUCUCUCUCUCUCCUCUCUUCCCCCCCUUCACUUGUCUGGUCCCCCCCCCACACAUUCUCUAUGUUCUUAGCUUUCUAAAGAUCAGUUUGUUUCUGAUAAAAAGAUAAAUCAUGUUUCCUGUUUAUUUGCAAAAUGAGAGUGAAAGUCAGUCAACUUUUUAAUCUUUCCAUUGGCUGAGGCCGCCUGGUCCCCUCACCAUUGGUGGGGGGGGAAUAAAAUAAAAAAGAUUUAAAAAAAAAUGUAGGAUUAACAUUUUGUACACUAGUGGGUUAUAUUGUCAAGGUGCCGUAUUUGGUCAUUUUGACAUUUGUAAACAAGGCGAUGGGGUUUAUUUAGUCUUGUGCCUUAUAUGGAAGACGGCUGGAACUUCACCCACCCAAUUAAAUUAAACGUUUGGUAUUCUGGCUCCUCCCACGACGAGGCGAAGCAGAAAGGUUUGAAUUUUCCCACCAACCAGAUCUUGUUAGGAUGUCUGCUUAACGAUUGUUUUACAUUUUCAUUUAUUGUCCUUUUUUUUGGGGGGGGUAAAAAUAAAAAAAUGUCUGCAUGUUUGGGUUGGGAGCAUCUGUGACGUUGUGUUUCUGUGACGUUGUGUUUUCAUUUAGCAGACGCUCGUACCCAGAGUGACUUACAGGAGCAAUGAGGGUUAAGUGCCUUGCUCAAUGGCACAUUGACUGAUUUUUAUUUUUUUUCUUCACCUAGUCAAUUCGGAGAUUUGAACCAGCGACCAUUUCGGUUACUGGCCCAACGCUCUUAACCGCUAGGCUACCUGCUGCCCCUGUAUGUAAGAGAACGUUCUCAAGGAAAUUCAAACAGUUUUGCAGCUCCAUUAAAAAUACGCUUGUUUAA